AUAGAUUCUAGGGUUCCAGAUGCGUCCCCCAAAUCAACCGCCGCCGGCGGCGGCGGUCGAGCGCAUCUAUAAGCCCACAAGCUGCGAACCGCGGCUCGAGGAUCAACAUCGGGAGAGAUCGGAGCUUCACAAGAAGAUCGCCGACUCGUAUGAUCAUGUCCGCAAGCGGCUCGCCAUGGCCACGGCAUUCAAGGAUGAGACCUUCGUCGGCGCCGGCCUCUCCGUUGGCCUUCUCGACCCGGCCACGAACAUCAUCUACAACACCCUCACCGCCUCCGACCUCCGCGCCGACGAGACCCGGGGCGUUCUUCAGCACCGGGACAUGGCCGAGCGCUCCCUGGCCGGCCUCGUCGCCUUCCUCACCUCCUUCUUCCGCUACCUCGCGGAGUGGGAGGCCGUGCGCUACCUGCUCCGCGCCGACACCGACCUCGUCUACGCGAUGCGCCUCGUCGCGCACGACCGGUGCCUCUCCUCCUUCCAAAUCAACUCUGACACCGGCAGGUCCGUCGUCCGCACCGCCCUCACCUGCGCGGCGCUGGCCUCGAAGCACAUGGAUCCCCACCACCUCGUCCGCUCCUGGCUGUCGCCGGUUCGCCCUCUGGAAGAAGCCGUCCACGCGAUCCAGAAUGACAUCAGUAAUUUCACCUGUGUAUUCAACCCACUGCAUCAUGCUCGCAAGCGCCCUCGUAUGACAAUGCAGCCCCUUGAUUUCGCUUGGAGGCGCGCAUUGGAGCUCCCUGAGUUACCACCCUCCGUCGUGCCGUAUCGACCUUACAAUUCCAUGAAGUUUGUGCUCCUCCAGCGCAUCCACGCCUUCUACCUGAAGGCACUUGCUCUGCUUCCGGCGAGUGAGCUCCGGUCUUCCUACCACCACAGCAUGCUCGAGGCUGGCCACUGCUAUGGCCCAUUCGAUCCCGUCGCCAACAUCAUCAUCAACACAAUCUGGUAUAACACCGUCUCCCCGCCGACCAAAAAACUUGAGCUUGACAUGAUCAGUACCAAUAGCCUGUUACGCAUCGAGGCUCGCUCCUUCUAUGGCCUUGUUUCUUUCCUCUGCACUUCGGGCAAGAAACUCUAUGAAGCCAUGCGCUUCUUGCUCAUUUCUGAUUGCACUCUUGGGGAUAUGAGCUUUCUGAACGCUUUGGCUGGCUAUGGGGAUUGAAGCAAAAUUUGUAAUGCCUUCAGGGUUGCUGGUGUGGCUGCUUGGCACCCCGACCCUGUCGCGCAAGCAGAGUUUAUUUCCUCAUGCAGUUAUCCAUUCUCAAGUCCGACGAUUACUGCUCCACUCGACUCUGCUGAUGUUGACCGCAUUACCAGAAAGAUGUUUCAAGGGCUCCCUACCACCCCUGGCAAUUCGCUGCGGCAUCAAUCUGUUCCCAUGCACAAGAUCUGCCGUCGUGUUCAAUGUAAAAUUGACCAAUGGAUGCACGAGUAUACAGCAGUCUCUAAGAAAGUCAAAGCAGUGCUGGCCUCAUAUGCACUCGCCUCAUACAGAGAACCCAUGUAUCUUCAUGUUAUUUGUGGCGUCAACCAUAAUGUGUCUGGCCCCGAGUACUGUUAUGAUACUGGCACACCCGUUUCCAUAUACCAACACACUCAUGUUAAUUUUCUGGCAAGUCGAAGAGAUGGAAAUCCAGAACUCUUCUUUGCUGAACUUAGCAAUGACGAGGCAGACGAUGGAGGUGGGAAGGUCUUGUGUUGUCCUGUGAAUUUUCCACAACCAC
Messenger RNA from Triticum urartu, 1724 nucleotides. RefSeq lists its product as uncharacterized. Lineage: Eukaryota; Viridiplantae; Streptophyta; Magnoliopsida; Poales; Poaceae. The record is from RefSeq and is a predicted model, not a curated record.